AACUAAAGCUUCCACCCACUUACCCUUUUAUCCUCCUUCCUUCUUUUCUUUUCCAACUCACAAAGAAUAGCUAACACUAAACUCAAAUCUAGUCAAACUAAAAACUUGCAAAAACCCAAACUUUCUCUUCUCUUUCUUCUCUUCAUAAGUUACUAACACAUAGAAACAAAUCUCAUCUUGCUUUUGCUUUUCCACUUUGUUUACUUGAUCUCAAAAAAACCCUUCCUAUACCAUCUUUUUAACACAAAAUUUAAGAAAAAAAAAUCAUCAAAAAGGAGCUAAAGAGAUGAUCCAAGAACUAUUAGGAGGAAAUAGUGCUCCUACAAGUUUUUUAGGUGAGAGAAAGAUUUCUAUCCCUUUCUCUUCUCCUCCUUCUACAACAUGUCCUUCUACCACACCAAUUCUUACUACUACUACUACUUCCAUUGCAACAACCACAGCUUCAGCAGCAACGUUAGCGAACGCCUCGAAUUCAGCUAGUAGUGGUGGUGGUGGUAAUGGUGGUAAUAACAACUCCACUGAGGUUAAUGCUAGCCAACAAAAUCUAAGGUGUCCAAGAUGUGAUUCUACAAACACCAAGUUUUGUUACUACAACAACUACAAUCUUACUCAACCUCGGCACUUUUGUAAGACAUGUCGGAGGUACUGGACUAAAGGUGGAACCCUCCGAAACGUUCCGAUCGGAGGUGGUUGUCGUAAGAACAAGAGCACAACAGUAAGUGGCUCAAACACUUCCUCAGGUUUUGCUAAGUCAUCAACAAAUGCCAUGGCUAAAGCCAAGGCUACUUUAUCAACUGAGUUGUUAGUUAAUGGCAACCAUGGUUAUCUUGGAAAUGGGUUGUUGGAUCAUCUUCAUCAUCAUUCAGAGCUCCAAUCAUCUUGCCCUAAUAAUAAUAACCCAAUCCUUUGGCCUUCACUUCCACAAAACUCUCACAUCUUAUCUUUGCUUAGAGGGUCUAAUCAGUUCCAUAACCCUAACCCUAACCCUAACCCGCUUUCGAGUGUUUAUAGUUGUGUUAAAACUGAAGGUUCAAACUCAAAUACUACCACCACUCUUGGGUUAGAUUCGUAUGGUAAUGGAGCUUCAUCUUUACUUGGAUCAUAUCCAAGAAGUAAUAACCAACACCAAGUAAACGGGUUCUCAUCUGGGAUUCAAGAUUAUGUUCAACAAAAUGGGAAUAGUAGCAAUAUUCUAGAGCUAUAUCAGAGGUUAAAAUCAUCAUCUAAUUACAGCAGUUAUUGCGGCAACGAAAAUUCAGGUACUGUUAUCUUAGGUAAUAUGGUUGGAUCAACAUCACUAUCUUCUCCAAUGCAUACAACUAUAUUGGAUUCAGCACCUGUUGGAGGAGCAGAUAAUUAUGGAGGUUAUAGCUUCAUGACUUCUCCUGGAAUGUCUGGCUGGUCUGAGUAUCCAAUAGUACCUAUAAAUGGUGCAUAUCCUUAAAACUAUAUACACUUAUAUAUAUUAUAUAUAUGGCUUAGUCUAAUCUUGGCCCUUUUUUUUUUUUUUUACCUUGUUCUUCUUGUUUAUUUUGGGGGGUGUUUAUGUAGUUUCACUUUAAAUUACUCUUUUCUAUGAGUUGCCUUUUAAGUUGUUGAUUGUUUCUUUUCAUUGUAGUUAGGUUGGGGUUUGAGGUAUAUGAAUUAAUAUGGCUAAUUACUCUUUAUGAUAACUUUAUUGUAAUGUUGUUCUUGUUUUAAUUUAUACAUUUAUGUAAGCUCUAGCUUGUAGUGAGAGUGAUCUUUGGUUCAGAAGUUGAACCCUUGGUCCCUAUGAAAUUAAUGCAUGUUCAAGGCUAAUUGUGAAAUUAAUGGUAAUUUUAUCUAAUUACUAGGAUAAA
Beta vulgaris subsp. vulgaris (sugar beet) is the source of this 1841-nucleotide messenger RNA. Its product is annotated as dof zinc finger protein DOF1.1. Gene Ontology annotation, molecular function: DNA binding; DNA-binding transcription factor activity. The transcript has a single exon. Gene Ontology annotation, biological process: regulation of DNA-templated transcription. The record is from RefSeq and is a predicted model, not a curated record. Bases 287 to 1444 code for a protein of 385 amino acids. NCBI's taxonomy places the organism in Eukaryota, Viridiplantae, Streptophyta, Magnoliopsida, Caryophyllales, Amaranthaceae.